This is a messenger RNA of Spirometra erinaceieuropaei, 9920 nucleotides long. Lineage: Eukaryota; Metazoa; Platyhelminthes; Cestoda; Diphyllobothriidea; Diphyllobothriidae. The record is from the annotation of a GenBank genome assembly.
AUGUUUUGGGUAAUAGACACCGCUCUUGAUGACACUCUUGGAAAGGCAUAUAUUGAUACGUAAGUAAAGAUGUCACCGAAAUGUUGUCCGUAACACGUACAUUUACAAAAUGUGUAACGAUGUGAAGCUGCAACCUGAGCACCCAUAGUUUUUGAAGCAUUUGGACCGAGGCCCAGAUGGUCCUUAUCGCGUGCAAAUAUAUACAGUCAACAUAAGCUAUAGAAAGUUGUGUGGUUUACAGGAACAAUUUGCAUCAAACGUGCAGGGAAUGAGAUCAGGAAGUAAGGUCUAUGGCUAGCCGUAGAUAAUUCUGGAGUGAGAGUCGUCAUCGCCGUUCAUCAAAAAUCAUACGAUUAAACUGCCUUUUGAAUACAACCAUGGUGCCAGAUUUUAGUAUUUCUCUUGGAAGUGAUUUCUACGGCUAAAUACAUGAUGAUUAAACGAGAAUUCCCAUUGGUCUGGGCGCAUACGCCCCCGUUUGACAUUCCCGGGCGACCGCGCAUGUGACUCAUGUUUGUAAACUCAACAAAAUCUUCAGAUUAAAGCGAACAGUCAUGCCAGAGAAUAAUGCGGAAUGCCUACCGCAAGUCGUACCGCAUUUUUCUACAGGAUAGCGGAAACAAACUGAGAUGCAUCAGUCUUUCUGGAUAAGACUGAGUACUAAGACCGUCCACCAGUUUUGUCGCUUGUCGUUGCACCUGCUCGAUGGGGUCACAGUCUUUCUUGCAGGGCAUUAAAGCAGCCUGCGUUCUGCCUCUCAUUCUUUAUCGUUAAACUGUUUUUUCCUGGUUUGUACUCAAUAUAAGGCGUAUCUCACUAGCUAUCAUUUUCUUUCGGUAUUUAAUAUGCAUUUCCAGUUGAUGGAGUAAUACAACGACAGUUUACAGCGUCCGAGGAAUUUGCCAGUCGAAUCCUGGAUGGUGUUGUAUAUACCUUACACGCUGUUACAGUUGACGCAAAGUCUUCCCGCUCCACGUGCGAUGGCUACCGGUAUCUCUCCUGUCGCAUGUGCGCAUAUUAACGACCUCUGUUAACAUUUCUUGCAUGAUAUUUGGCGUUUUUGUUUUACCUACCUCCUACGACGUCAAGUUUAUUGUCCUGGGUCCGGAGUAAAAGGACACUUUCCCUAAACGGCCUAUGGGAGACUUACAUCGAAGCAACGAAAUGGAGUCUUUGGCAGAAAUACAGAAAGCGGAAGUUAUAGAUCGGACAGCUAGCGGAGUGCGUUUCUGCUCAUGCUGACUUUAACGGAAGAAAAGAGCAGUCAGAAGAGUGCAACGGACAACAAUAUUAAUGUGGGUGUGGGAGAAAAACAUAAAACGCAUGCCUAUGCGCGAUGGCGGCAGUAGAACGAACAUAAUACAGAGCACAAGUAAAUGAUUCAAAAUUAUAGGCGUAAGGAAGCAUACGAAUAUUCUGGGAAGCAUCUCUAUAUUUCAAACUAUGCAAAAUACUUCAGAAACUAACCAGUAAGACCAAAAAGCGAUCAUGCAUUGUCUGUAUAUCUACAUGCCGAAAUUGAUAACGUCAUCUGAACGUUUGCAAAUGAAGUCAUUACAGUUACUAUCAGUGGUGAUCCGUGUUGGUUGUGUCCAGUUUUUCGGUAAUGACUCCAUAUGUAAGAAUCGACGUACCAUGACAAUCGCUACAGUAGUACGAAGUGUAAUCCUUAGUAAACUAAUGUUUAAAACUGCGUCCGCUGUUUGAUUUAAAGCUCGGUAAGCUAACAGAAGUCACUCAUCCCCAUUACUAUGAACAUUGUGGAGACAAACGGCUUGGGGACAGAACUCUUGGAGGCACCACUCACAAAUGAGGUGGCUGUUGACGUGCAGGCCCCGACGCCUGUACUCUCCGAUCUUCCUAUACAGGUCUCUGCGAUACACCGUGACAACGCACCUCCUAUUCCAGUUUCAGAAGGCUUGCGGACUUGACGUUUGUUUCGAACACCAUCAAAAGCCUUCAUGAAAUCAGUGAAAGUGACAUGAACCUUCUGCAUAAUCCUCUUCCUCUUGCUGCUCCCCCUCAUCUAUCUCCUCCAGUGCAUGAGUCCACUGUUCAUUUUAAAGCACUAAAUUUGAAAGGAAAGAACGAUUUUGGCUGAAGCCGUUUUGGGACCCCGAGGGCAAGUUUUCCUCUUCAGGAACUUCACGGCCUAUUUCUUAUGUGUGAUUGCCAUUACUUUACAACAGAUGUAGGUCAGACCGACGAGAUGAUAAGUGAUGGACUCCGGUUCGAUCCCCGUCCUCACAAAUAGGGUAUUUUCAGUAUUUAAUUCGGAUGACGUUCUACCUUAUUCAAAUGACGAAGAGAAGUCGUGCACCAGUGUAUUGAAGAAUUCGUCCGCCAAUUCAGCAACGUCAUCGGUGUAAUGUCCGGGUGAGAUGACAGGGCUCAUUUACGACUCCGAAGUCUUAUUUUUACUACAGGCUCUGAGAAGUGCAUAGAUUUCAUUACCGGCCAACAUUUAUAACAAUGUGAUUGUGAAUAUUCCACUCUGUCGUCUGCUGAGUACAGAAUUAAGUGAAGUGGCUCAACUAUUCUGCUUUAUCGUCAUUCCCAACUAUUUAUGUGACGUUAUCAUGUCUAAGUACAGCGAAUGGGUCCUUGUUUUCAGUCAACGAUUAAUGUAGUGGUGCAAACUCACGGAGCUCCCAUCGGUAUGUUGAAUAAUUAUGAAUUCGUAGUUCCUUCGUGCCUGACGACCAGUAAAACUGGUCCAAUACCUCCCCUGUCCUCUUUGAGAGGAUCGUUAGACCUCCCCGUUUACUGAAUGCCGGCCUAGACCUUCCGAAUGGAGGAAGAUAAUGAUUUCAUUGGGCUGAUGGAUUUUUCAGGAAAUAUUUCAUACUCAGCUAGACAAAUAUUAAACAAUUCACUAUGGUAAAAGUACGGGUGAUAACAAUUAUCCAGCUGGUAGAUUUCAGCUCGUAUACUCAUGUAAGCUUUCCGAUAGAAACUCAAAAUAUAUGCCUCGAAGACUUAGUUAAUGUUCACUCAUUCAUUUCUGAGGAAGCUGAAAAACGAAACACACCUAUAUGGAUUGAUCGAGCACGACUUGUUCACCCUUUCCUGUUGGUUAUGACGAUGAAACAUGCUACGAACAUUCCGUAUUGUUCAGAAAAUGUCUGCUUGCUUAAACAUGGGGACAUUGUUGGGCUUGCUCAUGCAAGCAACCUAUACGACCACCCGUACAAUGUUAGUCGCGAACGUACCGACCAACGUCAAAGCACCAUUUACUUUGGUAAAUUACGGUCUGGGCAUUGAAAUCAUUCUCAGGCGAGCUUGUAACUGUAGACAAAAUUUUCGUAUUUAAGAUAAAAUUGGACAGUGUCCGUUCUAGUGAAAAUGACUUUCACAGCAUGAUCACCCUUAGCCAGAUUUGAAAUCCGUCUUCUGUGACUCAUUACUUCCGCACUGUACCUAUGUACUAGGAUAUAUUUAAAUAAUUCAUUUUGGAUCAACUAUGAAAAUGAUGGCUCCUCGGUGGGUUUCGAACUCGUGACAACACGAAUAAGGCUUGAGUACAGCCAAUGCUCUAACUGCCUGAGCUAUGAGGCCCAACGGGAUGCCGUGAGCUUAAUCGCACAUAGGUCAAGUUACCCGCCAAACCUACUGAAAUGUCCGGAAUCCACGAAAUCUGAUGCAGUUGUCUAACUGCCCAAGCAGGGUCUUCAUAAAAAAUCCAUCUAGAAUCCACCAGAUGACUACCAUGCUCAAGUAAUUAACAGGCGUUUUGGCAGAUUUUAAAUAAUCAAUUUUGACCCAACUGCCGUGUGUUCGAAUUCCACAGAGGUUCCGAGUUUUUGUCAGUUGAGUCAAAACGAAUUAUUAUAAAUCUGCCAAAACACCUAUUCAUUUCUGGAUAGGUCACAAAAUUCCUAUCUUUUCUACUGGCUGUAGGUCAGUGUAAAAGGGACAAAUUGAUAUGUAUGUUAAGAACAAUGCCUUUUUCUGUGACCCUGAAAUAGACAUUAACACACGCACUGCAUGCAUUAGUUGGGCUGCUUUAAAUCUGUGCGGGGUAUUAACGAAUCCCAUGCAUGCACGUAGCGAGCUCGAGGCGGAGACUUACACCAUGUCAGUAACUGCGUCGAGUCUUAUUACCAGUUGGUCAACAGGUCGCACUACCUACCUGUGUAUAGAAUAGGGAAGAACGCGUGAGGCCGAUCCCGGGAAAUCCCUUCCCAUGUUAAAUCAGCAAUUCUUCACCAUGAUAAGUCCGACAUGUUUAGAACGGAAAUAAUACACUCAAGGUCAUGGCUUGGGUUUCCGACCAAAACUGUACCGAACAGCUACUUCGACAAAUUUAGUGGGCAAUUCAGGGUGGUAAACAUACCCCGGUUACCACUUACAUGUUUUACUUCAACCCCGUUCCCCAAUAAAUGUAGUGACGCAGCGACAAUUUAUGGAAAGCACAUGUCUCUCCCCUAACUGGUCUUUUUAAUAAUAUUUUCCGAGUACACCUAUGGGCGAUAUCGAAGUACAACAAUCUAUAUAACUUCAAACAGAGAAUAAGCACAGUAAGAAUGAAUGAACAGGUUUUAUCAAAGUUGAAAACGUACGAUGACUUACGAAUGAGCCGUAAAAGUAAACUUGAUGCAAAAGCUCAGGGGCUAUUUUGAAUGUCAAGCCUUAAACUAAAUGUUGAUAGCAUAGAAAGUAGGCUAGGAAUGGGGAUUUCAAAGAGAUCAAACCACGAAUUAAGGCGAGGUUAACCGCUCCAAACAUAAUGGUUGCAGGGGCAGUCUCAACGAACCUCGUAAUAAAUAAAUUACAUGCGGAGCCUUCACAUCGAGCCGUUAUUUCCAUGUGGAACGGCGGGGUUAGCAGAAAGGAAUUCGACGUGGAAUAAUGACAUCAAAAUGACAUGGAUGUUGCAUUCGUAGGAGUCUGAUUCGACUUCCAACAGUUCACUGUCUUGAAUGCCGUUUCGAACACACGUCGGCGCUAAUUUCUUGAAUAACGCCUAUAAGCUAGUGGUUGGUGUAAAGGGGUUGGGAUGAUGUACGGAUUUAUCUUGUGGGUAAUUUUAUGAGCGAAAACUGAAUUCACCCCAAUUUUACAUGGCUUCAAAGUUAUCGUGACAAUAAAGCAGGCCCACGGGUCAUAAAAUAAAUCCAGAAAUGCAAAUGUCCAUGUGUCCUCCGAAUUUCCAACUUUUUUUAACAUCUUUGAAUAAGUAGGGGGGUUUUCACCCCGUAACUACCCACUAGAGGCCCACUUAACCUUAACUAUGCUGUAUAAGGUUGAAAACGAGCACUCCUCUAUACCUUCAGCCUAAAUAUCAAAGGGUCCCCCAGUGGCCAUUCUAUGGUGACGCAGUCAACAUUCAUUCAAUUCAAAAACUGAGUGCCGCCCCUUUGUUGUGAUCGAUUUUGAGAAAUCGAACAAAUUUGGCCAGUGCAUGAUAAUCGACAGCUUAUGAAGUAUAUCACACAUCGUACGAGAGCCUAUAUUGUAACUCGCACUCUUGCACUGUCCCGCAAGCCACUUUACUAUCGUGUAAUCCAUAUAUUCUGCUUAGUUAAUUUUAGGAGCACUUAACACUCAACUUAUUGUUUUGACUGUUUUGGCAGGAUUUUCACGUCCACUAAUUUCUGCCUUUGUACCUCUCAUAAACUGUUGUGCAUUUUCGUGGGCUUAUGAAGAACACCAGCCCGGCAUUCCAAAUAUAACCUCUUACUGCUGAGGCAAACGGAGAAACGAGCUCCAGGCAGCAGUUAAGAAGGUGACCUUGACCCCGUAGUAAGAAUUGCAUUUGUCUGUUUUUUUCGGAAACAGAAACAAAACAAGUAAGGGUGGGUGUUCCGCGCAAGGGGUGUGGUAUUCGUUAAAUGCAGGUGCUAUGUGAAAACACAACAGUCAAGAUUAAGAACUUGUAUUCAUCGCGGAAGAUCAUGUCUGGUGUGAUUACUGUUUGACCAUCUGUAUGAUGGUAGUUAAGUGGGAUGAUUUUAUCAUCGGUGUUUGGCAAAUAAGUUAAUAAGUGUUCUGCCAUUGGUUCGUGAGUACUGUCCCUUAAUGAAGAAUUUUCCCAGGCAAUCCCCGGGAUUAAUUACUCUACCGAGAUAAAGGCGUAGAACCGAAUAUGGACUGAGUAGAUUAGAUAGCUGGUUGAUGGAUUGGAGGCUGUGGAAGGAGACUCGGUAGCAAAGCAAGAAUUUUAUUCCCCUGACGUUUCAGAUUUGUACUAUAACGCAUCGUUUGAUAUCAUCGUGCAGCGACACUUCAACUCGGUGGAGCAAUUCGCUGACCGAAUUCUGAAUGACGCCGUCCAUCCCCUUCAUAAUGAGUUAAUGGCUGCGAAAUCCUUACGCCCCAUGCGUCGACGCUUCCGCCACAUCCCUUGCCGCACUUCGGCCUAUCGGAAUUCCAUACUGCCAUUUCUAGCCCGGUAUCUCACCUGCAAAGAUGUUGAAAAACAAAAACUAAAACUCGAGCAUUCACCUUAAAGUCCUUUUUUCUUCAUAUAUAACUAUGUCCAGCUGUCCAAUACCUGUUAAUCUAUAUGGUAAUCACUGUGUACUGGAGAACCGUUUUUGCUGAAAGUUUUGAAAGUUAUUUUCAAAAUAAAGCAUUCCUCUCUCUCUCUCUCUUACCAAACAGGAGUGGUGGACGCAUAAGGGAGACUGUAUUUGCGAACAUAUGCCAUUACUACUACUACUACUACUACUACUACUACUACUACUACUACUACUACUACUACUACUACUGCUACUACUACUACUACUACUGCUACUACUACUACUACUACUACUACUACUACUACUACUACUACUACUACUACUACUACUACUACUACUAUUCCGUACCGUACUGGAUAUUGUUCAAUUUUGACAUAGAAGGCAUUCACAGACAAAUUCAUACCAGUGACCAAUGUUUGUUGUAUGUAAUUACUUACCUAAUUUUUUUCACACUUGCUUUACACAUUGUUUUUUUUUAUGACGUUAUUGUAACCAAAAGGGAGUUCAAAGGCGCUCGCCUACUUUUCCCUUAAUAAAUCUGAUCUGAUCUGAUCUACUACUACUACUACUACUACUACUACUACUACUACUACUACUACUACUACUACUACUACUACUACUACUACUACUACUACUACUACUACUGCUGCUGUUUGAAAGUUUAGACUUCCCCUUACCCUCGAGGACCCAGAACAAACCUUAGCCAAAGGCUUUUCUGCCUUAAGCACAUGGGAGUUUGAUAUGAACUCAUAAAUACUUAUCGGACGACUAGGAUGGGAGACUGAACCCUGUAAAUCUGGUACUGCUUUGAGUAUUUAAACUAGAAAAGUAGGACUAAAGUAGGGUCCGGAUCGCUUACUUUUUACUGACAGAGAUCAUAGAUAUAAAUAGAUGAUUAUUUAUUUAAUUUAUCUUUAUUUUUAUUUGGCAAGGAUAAUAGGCAAAGCCUUUGAAAACCCUAUUGAUCACAUGUCAGCUCGUUAGAAAUAACUGUACACGAACAAAAUAUUUUCACUACUAAAACAGUACUUGCUUCAUUUGAGUAGCAUUGUCCCAGGGAAAAUAUUUGUGGGGGCGUGGGGUCUUAGUUCAGAUUCAGACUGUCGAGGGAAAACAGGGGACACAUAUAAUCAUCCAAGCGUUUCUUGAAGAGUUGCAGAGACGUAGCCUCCACGACUGACUGAGGGAGAUCGUUCCAUUUCUCCACUACCCUCUGCGUGAAAAAUUCAGAACGGAGAUUCAGCCUGGACAUUGUUGUCCGUAACUUCAUCGAGUGACCACGAAGAUAGGGUGAAAGGUGCCACUGAAACAUGUCCUAAAAUUUAAGUCCAUGCUCAAGGCCAUGUAUUAUCUUGUGGAUGAGGAUAAGAUCACCUCUUCGCUGCCUGUAACACAGAGGGAAUAAAUUAAGGCAAUUCAGUCUGUCUGUGUAGGAUUGGCUUUUUAGACCGUUUACGAGCUUUGUUGCACGCCGUUGUACUCGUUCGAGGCAUGCUUGGUUCUUUACUAGCCAUGGCCGCCAUGCUUGUAUGCCAUAUUCAAAGUGGGACCGAACAAAAGUGCCGUAAACUCUCCCAAAAAUGUCUUGGUCAAAGUUAACGAAAGCCCUUUUGAUUGCAUGCAGCACUCCCAUGGCGUUUUUUGCAGCCUUGAGGCACUUCAGUGUUGGUUUCAGGUUGUUCUGUAUCCAAACCCCGAGAUCCUUCUGUGAAGAUUCAGCGGGGAGCCUUAUAUCUUUCAGGUGAUAUGUCCUCAGGCUCUCAUUUGAAUGAGAAUUGGUAUUGUUCUGCUGCUCGUUCAUUUUGUGACGCAUUCACUCAAAGUUUGGCCCGCCAAUAUGAGGGACCUUUAUGUUUACUAUUACUCUUCCUUAUUUUCGGCCCCUUGAUGACUUACGUUUGCUAACAUAUCUACUUUAUUGGGCUCAGUAACAAUUUCACAAACAUUUUUGUUGAGGAUUGCGUGUGCAGAUAAUUGGCUAUUAACGAAUCAAUUUGAAAACAUUGCUGUCCACUUCAGAAACCAUUAUGGUAUGUAAUACAGCAUAAUAUUAACAGGGGCAAAACAGACAAAAUAACUGUUUUAAGGGUCCCGCUUGUUCUAUACAAGACUAAGCUCAUGAGGCUAUCCUGCCUCACAGACUAAUGCAAUCAAUAUGACCACACAAGACAAGUUCGGAAAUACCAGAUAAAUUUGUUCAAAGACCUUAGAUUUUCGAUGAAUUUGCCCAGGAAACCCUUCAGCUUAUAUUGGCCAAAAAAGCAACUAAACAAGCAUGUAUGCAAAUUAGUUAAAAAAUGAGUGUUCACCACCACGGAAGCGCUCAGACGAAAAUGGCUAAGUGUUCGGUGCACACUUCACCGAUAUGAUCUUGAGCAUGUACUGGGUUUCAACCCAGGGUCAUCAGUAAGAUCUAUUGAUCCUGGCGAACACGACUCUACUUUCUCCUCUAACCACCUUAUAUCAGUUUCGAGACCUAUACACACAUUUCCAUUGAGUCGUAAUGAGGUUCUCUACAUUUAUGGAACUAAUUCGCAGUGGAAGUAAGAAAUCGCGAACAGAGAAGACCCCAAUAAACUCUGAUCUAUUUCUCGACUACAUUCAGUCACUGGAUUAAAUGCAUCAAAAAACUACCUUUGGGGGGAGUUACCUGCAAACUUUAUGUUGGUACCCAUUUAAAUCUCAAUCAGUCAAAGCUUUUUGCUAAUCGUUAUCAGUACAGAACUCCCUAUUUUCUCGACUUAGUGCCCUUAUAAAUAAAUAAGAGGCGUCCAUAAAUACAUUAAUUUCCCCGACAGAUAAAACAGGCGAUAACGUGUGCAACCAAAGCUCUGGUGGAAAAAGCUUUCCAGCUGUCUCUGACGAACGCAGAUUAAAACAAACAUAUGUCGGAGACAGUGUUUAUCUCCACUAGCAACGAUCUUGUUCUGUCGACUAAUUGAUGUUCGCCAAAAUUGUGAGGCAGACUUACGGUAAAUAAAAGACAUUACGAGACAGACUAGUGGGUAACGGGGAUAUGGGUCUCCCGUACGACAGGUGGCUUUGCAUUAAGUUCCAAUGGGUACCUAUUAUCGUGUCUUAACCAAAACCAAAGGGGCUGCUUAAAAGUUACGAGCGCUUCGGAUCAACAACGCCAACAUUCAGUCGCUUCCAUUAUGUCCAAGUUGCCAACGCACCUUUCGUGCGCAAAUCGACCUCGAAGAAAGUCUUCAGACGCAAUCCUACAACAACCCGUCAACACCAAUUUCUCCUUCCAUGAACACCCCUGCCGUCACUCCUGCCUCAAACUCCACGACGAGGAUCACUGCCAACACCAGUGUCCUGCCUUUCUCGAGCACCGGCACCAUCCUCCCCGUCCCACCCCAUGUGUCGAUCACGGCGUCCAGCUGCACCAACACCACUCUUUCUCCCACUUCCCACCUACAGCGUCCCGCGAUCCACUAUCAUCACCAUUAG